AUGGGCCUGCCCUGGCCCUUUGCGCGGCGAGGGACCUCGGCCGCUGCAGAGGUGCCCGGGCCGUCGGCCUCUGGAGGCGGGGGGGCUCUCUUUGGCCGGCCCCUGGCAGCUCUCUGCAGCCAGGACGGCACGCUGCCCCAGCCCAUCCAGGACCUGCUGGCUCUGCUGCACGAGCACGGGCCAUCCACGGAGGGGAUCUUCCGGCUGGCGGCCAGCGAGCGGGCCUCCCGGGAGCUCAGGGAGGCCCUCGACAGCGGAGCGGAGGUCCGCCUCGAAAGCCAGCCUGCGCACCUGCUGGCCGUCGUCCUGAAGGACUUCCUCCGCAAGAUCCCCUCCAAGCUCCUCGAGGCAGAGCUCUACGAGGAGUGGAUGAGCGCCCUGCAGAAGUCCAGCAGGCAGGAGAAGCUGGCAGGACUGAAGGAGGUGGCCGGCAAGUUGCCCGAGGCCAACCUCCUCCUGCUCAAGCAGUUGCUGGCCCUGCUGCAAAACAUCAGCAGGAACGUGGCCACCAGCAGGAUGACUGCGGGCAACCUGGCCAUCUGCGUGGGGCCAAACCUCCUCAGCCCACCCGAGGAGCACACGCUCCCCCUGGAUGCCCUGGUGCAGGUGACGGGCAAGGUACGCUGUGUUUACCAGCCGGCUACGGCCUUCCGGACCCACCCCAGCUUUGCUGUUCAGAGGUGGAAAGCAAUGGUUUGCUGUGUGCAGGUGACGCGGCUGGUGGAGUUCCUCAUUGAGCACCACGGGGAACUCUUUGAGGAGGAGGAGGAGGAGGCGGCUGGGCUUGCCGGUGCUUCGGCCGAGGAGUCGCCAGCACCGGGGGCAGAAGCAGGAACAGCAGAGGUGCCCAUCUACGUUUCCUGCUUGGAUUCCCCAGAUGAGCUCUGUUACCUGGCCUUCGAGGGGCACGAUGCAGCCCCAGCACCACCUCGGCGGAGGCGAGGAGAGAGUCACCGUGCCCUUCUGCUCUGGCCGGCAGAUUUCACUCGCACACCACCAAGCCGGAGCGGCCCCGCACUGCCCGCAGACCCAUCCCACCCCUCGCAGGAGGCCUUGCUGGCUCGCUCCUCAGCUCCGUGA
Messenger RNA from Haliaeetus leucocephalus (bald eagle), 1080 nucleotides. RefSeq names its product T-cell activation Rho GTPase-activating protein-like. The transcript has 6 exons. NCBI's taxonomy places the organism in Eukaryota, Metazoa, Chordata, Aves, Accipitriformes, Accipitridae. Gene Ontology annotation, biological process: signal transduction. The record is from RefSeq and is a predicted model, not a curated record. Gene Ontology annotation, molecular function: GTPase activator activity. The coding region runs from base 1 to 1080 and encodes 359 amino acids.